AGGAACUUGCACUGCCAUGCUCUGAAUGCACCAUCAAUCUCUACAAAAAGAUCAGCCUUUGGUGAAAUCUGACAGAAGAUGUUCCCACAGUCAGCUCUCUGGAAGUGCUUACCACGGGGGAUCCUCAUUGCCUCCAUCUUGGCGGUCAGCUGGGGCCAGUACGAUGAUGACUGGCAAUAUGAGGAUUGCAAACUAGCCAGAGGAGGACCACCAGCUACCAUCGUGGCCAUUGACGAAGAGAGUCGGAAUGGUACAAUUGUGGUGGACAAUAUGUUGAUUAAGGGGACUGCUGGAGGACCGGACCCCACCAUAGAGCUCUCUCUGAAGGACAACGUGGACUACUGGGUGCUGCUGGACCCCGUGAAACAGAUGCUUUUCCUGAACAGUACUGGAAGAGUGCUGGAUCGAGACCCUCCAAUGAACAUACACUCCAUCGUGGUGCAGGUCCAGUGUGUCAACAAGAAGGUCGGCACGGUUAUCUACCAUGAAGUGCGGAUCGUAGUGAGGGAUAGGAACGACAACUCACCCGAAUUCAAGCACGAAAGCUACUAUGCCACAGUGAACGAGCUCACUCCAGUUGGCACGACAAUAUUCACAGGGUUUUCAGGAGACAAUGGAGCUACAGACAUAGAUGAUGGCCCUAAUGGACAGAUAGAAUAUGUCAUUCAGUACAACCCAGAAGAUCCGACAUCCAACGACACCUUUGAAAUCCCGCUCAUGUUGACCGGAAACGUGGUGCUGAGAAAACGACUCAACUACGAAGACAAGACUCGCUACUACGUCAUUGUCCAGGCUAACGAUCGUGCCCAAAAUCUGAAUGAGAGGCGAACGACCACCACCACCCUCACGGUCGACGUUCUGGAUGGAGACGACCUGGGACCCAUGUUUCUGCCCUGCGUUCUUGUGCCAAACACUCGUGACUGCCGCCCUGUCACCUACCAAGCCACCAUCCCUGAACUGAGGACUCCGGAAGAACUGAACCCUAUUUUGGUGACCCCACCUAUCCAAGCCAUUGAUCAGGACCGAAACAUCCAACCACCAUCAGAUCGACCUGGCAUCCUCUACUCCAUCCUUGUCGGCACCCCUGAGGAUUACCCGCGCUUCUUCUACAUGGAUCCCAGGACCGCAGAAAUCACUCUUCUGGAGCCAGUAAACAGAGACUUCCAUCAAAAAUUUGAUUUGGUGAUUAAGGCUGAACAGGACAACGGCCACCCACUUCCUGCCUUUGCUAGUUUACAUAUUGAAAUUCUGGAUGAAAACAACCAGAGCCCAUAUUUUACAAUGCCCAGCUAUCAAGGAUACAUCCUUGAGUCUGCCCCUGUGGGAGCCACCAUCUCCGAGAGCGUGAACUUAACCACACCUCUGAGAAUUGUAGCCCUGGACAAAGACAUAGAAGACACGAAAGAUCCGGAACUCCACCUUUUCCUCAAUGACUAUACCUCAGUCUUCACCGUCACACCCACUGGCAUCACCCGCUACCUUACCCUGCUUCAACCCGUGGACAGAGAGGAGCAGCAAACAUAUACCUUUCUGAUAACAGCAUUUGAUGGUGUGCAAGAAAGCAAACCAGUGGUGGUCAAUAUCCGGGUGAUGGAUGCAAAUGAUAACACGCCAACCUUUCCCGAGAUCUCCUAUGAUGUCUUUGUGUACACAGACAUGAGUCCUGGGGACAGUGUCAUUCAGCUGACAGCAGUCGACGCCGAUGAAGGCUCCAAUGGGGAGAUCUCCUACGAAAUCCUGGCGGGAGCCCAGGGGGACUUCGUGAUCAACAGGACGACGGGGCUGGUGAGCAUUGCUCCCGGAGUGGAGCUGAUCGUGGGACGGACCUACGCGCUGACAGUACAGGCCUCGGACAACGCCCCGCCUGCAGAGAGAAGACACUCCAUCUGCACCGUGUACAUCGAGGUGCUGCCCCCCAACAACCAGAGCCCGCCCCGCUUCCCGCAGCUGCUCUACAGCCUGGAAGUCAGCGAGGCCAUGAGGAUCGGCGCCGUCUUGCUAAGCCUGCAGGCCACAGAUCGAGAGGGAGACCCAAUCACAUACGCCAUCGAGAAUGGAGACCCUCAGCGGGUUUUUAAUCUUUCGGAAACCACUGGGAUUCUCACGCUAGGGAAGGCGCUGGACAGGGAGAGCACGGAUCGCUACAUCCUCAUUGUCACAGCCUCGGAUGGCAGGCCAGACGGGACUUCAACGGCCACUGUGAACGUGGUGGUGACAGAUGUCAACGACAAUGCUCCUGUGUUCGAUCCCUACCUGCCCAGGAAUCUCUCUGUGCUGGAGGAAGAGGCCAACGCCUUUGUGGGUCAAGUGAGGGCAACAGACCCAGAUGCUGGGAUAAACGGCCAAGUGCACUAUAGCCUGGGAAACUUCAACAACCUCUUCCGCAUCACGUCCAACGGGAGCAUUUACACGGCCGUGAAGCUGAACAGGGAAGUCAGGGACCGCUACGAGCUGGUUGUCGUGGCAACGGACGGAGCGGUGCACCCUCGACACUCCACCCUGACGCUGUACAUCAAAGUGUUGGACAUUGACGACAACAGCCCUGUUUUCACCAAUUCGACGUACACGGUCGUGGUUGAAGAGAAUCUGCCCGCCGGGACCACCUUCCUUCAAGUAGAGGCUAAGGAUGUCGACCUAGGAGCAAAUGUGUCAUAUCGGAUCAGAAGCCCCGAAGUGAAGCACCUUUUUGCACUGCAUCCGUUUACUGGAGAAUUGUCCCUUUUGAGGAGCUUGGAUUACGAAGCCUUUCCUGACCAGGAAGCAAGCAUCACGUUCUUGGUGGAGGCCUUUGAUAUUUACGGGACAAUGCCACCUGGCAUAGCGACAGUCACAGUAAUUGUGAAGGACAUGAAUGACUACCCUCCGGUGUUCAGCAAACGCAUCUACAAGGGGAUGGUGGCUCCGGAUGCUGUCAAGGGGACACUGAUCACCACCAUCUACGCCGAAGACGCAGACCCACCUGGUUUGCCUGCAAGUCGGGUGAGGUAUAGAGUGGAUGAUGUGCAAUUUCCGUACCCUGCCAGCAUUUUUGAUGUAGAAGAAGAUUCCGGAAGAGUAAUAACCCGUGUCAAUCUUAAUGAAGAGCCUACAACAAUUUUUAAGCUGGUGGUUGUGGCUUUUGAUGAUGGAGAGCCUGUGAUGUCCAGCAGCGCCACCGUGAGAAUUCUUGUCUUACAUCCUGGGGAGAUCCCACGCUUCACCCAAGAGGAAUAUAGACCUCCUCCUGUAAGCGAGCUUGCCACCAGAGGGACUGUUGUUGGAGUCAUUUCUGCUGCCGCCAUAAAUCAGAGCAUCGUGUACUCCAUUGUGGCAGGAAAUGAGGAAGAUAAGUUUGGAAUCAACAAUGUCACAGGCGUCAUCUACGUGAAUGCUCCUUUGGAUUACGAGACAAGGACCAGCUACGUGCUUCGGGUGCAAGCAGAUUCGCUGGAGGUUGUCCUCGCCAAUCUCCGGGUCCCCUCAAAAAGCAAUACAGCUAAAGUGUACAUUGAGAUUCGGGAUGAAAACGACCACCCGCCUGUGUUCCAGAAGAAAUUCUACAUUGGAGGUGUGUCUGAAGACGCGAGGAUGUUCACGUCUGUGCUCAGAGUGAAGGCCACCGACAGGGAUACGGGCAACUAUAGUGCCAUGGCCUACAGGCUCAUCAUACCACCUAUUAAAGAGGGCAAAGAGGGGUUUGUGGUGGAAACAUACACAGGGCUUGUCAAGACAGCCAUGCUCUUCCACAACAUGAGGAGAUCCUACUUCAAGUUUCAAGUGAUUGCAACGGACGACUACGGGAAGGGGUUAAGCGGGAAAGCUGAUGUUCUGGUCUCGGUGGUCAAUCAGCUGGAUAUGCAGGUGAUUGUCUCCAACGUGCCCCCAACGUUAGUGGAGAAGAAGAUUGAAGAUCUUACAGAGAUUUUGGAUCGCUAUGUCCAGGAGCAAAUUCCCGGUGCCAAGGUUGUGGUGGAGUCCAUAGGUGCCCGCCGCCAUGGAGACGCCUUCUCCCUAGAAGACUAUAGCAAGUGUGACCUGACAGUCUAUGCCAUCGACCCCCAGACCAACAGAGCCAUUGACAGAAAUGAGCUUUUUAAAUUCCUGGAUGGCAAACUGCUCGAUAUCAAUAAAGAUUUUCAGCCUUAUUACGGGGAAGGAGGGCGCAUUCUGGAGAUCCGGACUCCCGAGGCGGUGACAAGCAUCAAGAAGCGAGGAGAGAGUUUGGGGUACACGGAGGGGGCCUUGCUGGCCUUGGCCUUCAUCAUCAUCCUGUGCUGCAUACCAGCCAUCUUGGUUGUCCUAGUGAGCUACCGACAACGCCAGGCUGAAUGCACGAAGACAGCGAGAAUCCAGUCGGCCAUGCCUGCGGCCAAACCUGCAGCCCCCGUGCCCGCAGCCCCCCCACCGCCACCACCCCCAGGAGCACAUCUCUACGAGGAGCUGGGAGAGGGCGCCAUGCAUGAGUAUGAGAUGCCCCAGUAUGGAAGUCGCCGCCGCCUGCUGCCACCACCCUCCCCGGAGGAGUACGGCGAAGUGGUCCCCGAAGCUGAAGAGGAAUCUGAAGAGGAAGAGGAAGAGCCAGAGAAAGUUAAAAAGCCCAAGGUUGAAAUUAGAGAACCUAGUGAGGAAGAGGUGGCGGUCAGCGUAGAGAGGCCGCCGGCCGCCGAGCCCACCUUCCCGACGUGGAAGAGAGCCAGGAUAUUCCCCAUGAUCUUUAAGAAAGUCAGAGGUCUGGCCGAGAAAAGGGGCGUCGAGCCGGAGGAGGAGGACCGCGACUACCUCCAGCUCGAGGUCGACCAGGAGGCCGCCACGGAGAGCACCGUAGAGUCCGAGUCCGAGUCCGAGGAGGAGUCCAGCGACUACACGGAGUACACGGAGACCGAGUCGGAGUUCAGCGAGUCGGAGACCACCGAGGAGUCUGAGUCCGAGACGCCCUCGGAGGAGGAGGAGGAGGAGGAGAGCUCCACCCCGGAGUCGGAGGAGUCCGAGUCCACCGAGUCGGAGGGGGAGAAGGCCAGAAAGAACAUCGUGCUGGCCAGGAGGAGGCCUGUGGUGAUGGAGGAGAGCCAGGAGGUGAAGGGCAGGAGAGAGGAGCGGCCUGCCCAGCCGGAGGAGGAGGAGGAGCCGCCGGAGGAAGGCGGGGAGCCAGCGCCCCUGGACCAGUCCGCGGACCUGGAGGCUGGAGAUGCUCCGGAGGAGGGCAGCCCUGAGUCGGUCUCCAGGGAAGGGGGCGCGGAGAGCGAGGAGUCGGAAGCAGAGCCGAGCGGCAGCGGCAGCAGCAGCAGCAGCGAGAGUCUCUCCGGAGGGCCCUGGGGCUUCCAGGUGCCCGACUACGACCGAAAGAAGGAUGCUGCAGAGCCACAGAAAGCCCCGGGGGCAGACGCGGAGGCCUACAACACGGCCCUCUAGGAGGAGAGGCAGCAUGGGCAAGAAGGAGAAUGAUCAAGC
Psammomys obesus (fat sand rat) is the source of this 5427-nucleotide messenger RNA. RefSeq names its product protocadherin related 15 (gene Pcdh15). The transcript has 36 exons. The record is from RefSeq and is a predicted model, not a curated record. Gene Ontology annotation, molecular function: calcium ion binding. Bases 79 to 5388 code for a protein of 1769 amino acids. Gene Ontology annotation, biological process: sensory perception of sound; homophilic cell-cell adhesion; inner ear development. Lineage: Eukaryota; Metazoa; Chordata; Mammalia; Rodentia; Muridae. Gene Ontology annotation, cellular component: stereocilium; plasma membrane.